This is a messenger RNA of Biomphalaria glabrata, 1541 nucleotides long. Its product is annotated as transcription factor Sp9-like. The record is from RefSeq and is a predicted model, not a curated record. Gene Ontology annotation, molecular function: RNA polymerase II cis-regulatory region sequence-specific DNA binding; DNA-binding transcription factor activity, RNA polymerase II-specific. The transcript is spliced from 5 exons. The coding region runs from base 213 to 1331 and encodes 372 amino acids. Gene Ontology annotation, biological process: regulation of transcription by RNA polymerase II. Lineage: Eukaryota; Metazoa; Mollusca; Gastropoda; Planorbidae.
ACUAGUUGACAUGUAACGAUCUAAAGUUUGCCUGGAUUUCCCCAUCUUUUUAAAUACAUUCUUUUUCUUCUUUUACUAAAACUACCCCUCUAUUUAUAAUUGUUGUAAUUAAGGUCUUGAGCAUGCUCAUAUCACUGAAUCCUACAAGUAGAUCAACGUAUAGAACAUGAAGGUGUUAGGAGCAUCAAGCCUUUGUAGGCACACCCCUGGCAAUGUUAGCUGCUCAGUGUAGUAAACUUAGCAAUAAAACAGCUCAAACAUUGACAGAGACCAACUCAGGUAAAUCCUUCCUGCCAUGGAGCAAACAUUUGUCUAGUGCAUCUAUUCAUCAACACAUGGCUCCACAGAGAUGUUUAAACCAUUCCAGUUUAGGCAUGUCCAACGCAGUGUCCUGUCCAACAUCAUCAUCUAUUGUCUCCACGUCUCCUCAGGUUUCCUAUUCCAAUGACUUGUUUUAUAGCGGGGCUACGUCUCAUGGGACAACUCAAUCAUCAGAACUAGCCCAGUCUGCUUUGUUUCAUAAGAUGCACUCAGACAACGGACAUCCUACAGGAUUUACUCCAAUUUAUCCCCGCGUGCCUUCUGUAUCCAAUGCUUAUGACACAUCAUGGCCUUUUGCUGCAACCCACGCUGGUUCUACUCAUGGAAUAAAAUCAAGUGGAUUAUCACACAGCUCCAGUGGAGGUGCUGCCUCAUGGUGGGACAUUCAUUCCACCACUAUGCACACAUCAGGAAGUAAUUGGUUGACAGACUCACAUAGCCAGCUUCCAUAUUCUUCCACUGACUACUUGGGUCACACAUUAUCACCAAAUACUGGUCUGCUUCCAACACAGCACGGUCUGAUCCAAGCGUCUCACCAGGACAUAAGCAAUAGUACUGUUACAACAUUUUUACACAGACCAGGACUCAACAGCCCGAGAUCUUCACGAAGGUACACUGGCAGAGCUACUUGUGAUUGCCCAAACUGUCAUGAAAUAGACCGACUAGGUCCGGCCGGAGAACAUUUAAGAAAACGUAACAUUCAUUCUUGUCACAUUCCCGGAUGUGGGAAAGUCUAUAACAAAACAUCGCAUCUCAAAGCACAUCUUCGGUGGCAUACUGGCGAAAGACCUUUUGUUUGUAAUUGGUUAUUUUGUGCUAAAAGGUUCACACGGUCUGAUGAAUUACAGAGACAUUUGAGAACUCACACUGGAGAAAAAAGAUUUGCAUGCCCUAAAUGUAACAAAAGAUUUAUGCGUAGUGAUCACCUCAGUAAACAUCUUAAAACACAUACACAGAGUGAAAAGAAAGAUGACGACUUUAGUGACGAGGUAAAUGACAAGAGAAGCUGAAAUGUUAUUUUCACAGUAACCCUGGACUUAGGACUUAGCCACUUGUGUGCUGACUUAUGCUCGGUUCAAACGAAACUCGGGCAAGCUUGUGAAAUUUUAUUGCAACUCUGGACAUUGUAAAUAGUUUCUAUUGUGAUGAGUUUCUAUGAAAACCUACUCAAUUCUGUUACAUAAUUAACAAAGAAUUAAAGUUGACAGCUGGAAAUGAAA